AUGAGUGAUGGUGUGCCAUGUGUGCCCCUUCCGGGUGACACCCGUGCGAGUGAGAUGCUGGAGCUGGCCUGCAUGCACACUCUCUUUGUGCGGGAGCACAACCGCCUGGCUGGAAAGCUGAGGAGCCUCAAUCCCCACUGGAAUGAUGAGAGGCUCUACCAGGAGGCACGAAAGAUCCUGGGAGCCGUGAUCCAGAUCAUAACCUACAGGGUGGGAUGCAGGUUCCACAGGCUCAUUCCUCACUGUCGGGGCUACAGCGAGUCUGUGGAUUCUCAGAUAUCCAAUGUUUUCACCUUGGCUUUUUGCUUUGCUCACGCCUCAGUCCCUCCAACUGUUGGCCGCCUAGAUGAAUAUUACAGACCCAUAACUCCUGAAAUUCAACUCAGAACCUCCUUCUUUGCUGUCUGGAGGAUCAUUCAAGAAGGUGGAAUUGAUCACAGUUUCCCCGUGCCACCUCUGCAGGUGGGAUUGAUCCCUGUCUCGAGCCUCAGGGCCAGCCAGGCCAAGCUGAUGAUGCAGCAGCAGAUGGUGGUGGGCGAGCUCCAGGACAGGCUCUUUGAGCAGCUUGAAAGGAUUGGGUUUGAUUUAGCUGCACUCAACACGCAGCGCAGCCGAGAUCAUGGCCUUCCAGGUAAGGACUUCUGGAGAAAACUCUGUGGGCUCUCACAGCCAUCUGGAGUGAAGUCACUUGGUCAAGUGUUGAGGAAUCAGAACCUGGCAAGGAAGUUCCUGCAGCUCUAUGGGACACCGAAGAACAUUGACAUCUGGAUUGGGGCCCUUGCAGAGCCCUUUGUGAAAGGAGGCCGAGUUGGGCCUCUCAUGGCUUGUCUCAUUGGCACCCAGUUCAGGAACGUUCCUGAUGGGGAUAGGUUUUGGUGGCAGAGCCCUGGGGUUUUCACUCCUCGCCAGCGCCUUUCACUGGCCAAAAUCUCCUUGUCACGAAUAAUAUGUGACAAUACCCACAUCACUAAAGUAUCAAGGAAUAUCUUUUGGGCUAACACAUACCCCCGUGGCUUUGUGAGCUGCAGUCCGAUCCCAAAGCUGGACCUGAGACCCUGGAAGUCAAAGAGCACUGAGGAGUAA
Messenger RNA from Pseudopodoces humilis (Tibetan ground-tit), 1083 nucleotides. Lineage: Eukaryota; Metazoa; Chordata; Aves; Passeriformes; Paridae. The record is from RefSeq and is a predicted model, not a curated record.